UGUAUGCAGCAAGGAAAGUCUCUAGAAAAUUCAAACGCAUUCUGUCCCUACCUUCGUAAGUGACAUAUUUACGUGAUAAUUAUAAAAUUUCACAAUGUCAGAAAACAAGAACGAUAAAACAAAGGUUGAUCUGGGGUUAUUAGAGGAAGAUGAUGAAUUUGAGGAGUUCCCUGCAGAAGAUUGGACUGCAGUUGAUGAAGACAAUGAAGAUAUUAGUGUUUGGGAAGACAACUGGGAUGAUGAUGAUGUAGAAGACGAUUUUAAUCAACAAUUAAGGGCACAAUUAGAAAAACAAAAGGGUCACAACAAAGGGAAGGAAUCUUAAUUAAAUUAUAAAUUAGAUGUUAUUAUUCAUAAGAAUAAAUAUGUAUUAAUUUCCUAAGAUUUUGCAUACAUAUAAGUUUCAUUUGAUGUAUAUUGAUAGACUUUUAUUAAUUGUGAAAUAUAAUGAUUUUUCAUAAAUAUUUGUACAAAACUUAAACAUUAAAUACAAAUGUACAAUUUAAA
This is a messenger RNA of Bombus pascuorum, 507 nucleotides long. It is a transcript of the gene Sem1, whose product is annotated as 26S proteasome complex subunit SEM1. The record is from RefSeq and is a predicted model, not a curated record. NCBI's taxonomy places the organism in Eukaryota, Metazoa, Arthropoda, Insecta, Hymenoptera, Apidae. Gene Ontology annotation, biological process: mRNA export from nucleus; proteasome assembly; double-strand break repair via homologous recombination. Gene Ontology annotation, cellular component: proteasome complex; proteasome regulatory particle, lid subcomplex. The coding region runs from base 95 to 325 and encodes 76 amino acids. The transcript is spliced from 3 exons.